Molecule: messenger RNA, 2169 nt
Organism: Cyclopterus lumpus (lumpfish)
Lineage: Eukaryota; Metazoa; Chordata; Actinopteri; Perciformes; Cyclopteridae
Product: globoside alpha-1,3-N-acetylgalactosaminyltransferase 1-like
Exons: 10
Coding region: 402-1406 (334 amino acids)
Biological process (GO): carbohydrate metabolic process
Cellular component (GO): membrane; Golgi apparatus; vesicle
Molecular function (GO): hexosyltransferase activity
Source: RefSeq, a predicted model, not a curated record
UGCAUCUUCUGAACGUUGCAGUUUCCUAACUCAUGACCUCUCCUUCCCACCUUCGACGUCGUACAGAGAAGUCAAGGAAAAGGUGUUAGGAAAGGAUGUUAGGAGGUAACUUUUGGACUCUUUUCCGCAGCCCUGCAUCCAUCACCUGUCGACGUCACCUGGUGUUACCUGAGAUGAGGGGCGGAGCCUCCAACGGGCUCCCUAAGCAGGAAGCAUACCGGAGGUCGGUGCACUUCCUGCUUCUGAGCGCAGAGAGCAAGCGGGCGCUAGCGAGUGGCACGCGCAGUUCCCACGUGUGCAAGUCUGGAUUUGUCUGAACCUGCUGAUCCACUACGGAACCAGAACACUUGCUGGAUCUGGUCUCAGUCUGGAUUCAGGACUCACGUGUGACUGACACUGUAAUGAUGCACCUGAUCAACAGUAAAGUGUUGGCCCUGCUGUCGGCUCUGAUGCUUGGAGGGCUGUUCUGCUACAUCUUCCAGUCCUACAGACUGGCUGCUGAUGUCAUCCCUGAGAGUCAUGAGUUCUACUUGUUGGCUCCUGAGCAUCAGCAGUACGAGCAGCCGAGCAUCUUACAUGGUCGUACCGAUGUGGUGACGGUGACGCCCUGGCUGGCUCCUGUGGUCUGGGAGGGAACCUUUAACCCGGUUCUACUUGACAGCAUCUACAAGGUGAAGAACAUCACCGUCACAGCCACCGUGUUUGCUGUUGGAAAGUACAUCAUGUUCCUGAAAAACUUCCUAGAGACAGCAGAGCAGCACUUCUUCGUUGGUUUCAAAGUGCACAUUUACGUGUUCACUGACCGGUCGAAUGAGGUGCCCCAAGUCCGAAUGGCCACCGGCAGACAGCUGACGGUGCGUUCGGUGCCCAGCUCCAAGCGUUGGCAGGAGAUCUCAGCUCGAAGGAUGGAGCUCAUCCAGACGCUGAUAGAGGAGCAGCUCCCGAACCACAACGACUACAUCUUCUGUCUGGAUGUGGACUCUAAGUUCCACGGCCGCUGGGGGUCCGAGUCACUGGGAGCACUGGUCGCUGUGACGCAUCCGGGUUACUACCGAGACCCCCGCAGCCGGUUCCCCUACGAGCGGAGGCCGGCGUCUAAAGCCUACAUGGCUUCUGGGGAGGGGGACUUCUACUACUGUGGGGGGGCGUUCGGGGGACUCCUGCAGGAAGUGCAUCAUCUCGCCAAAACCUGCCGCUCCAACUUUGAGGCUGACACCCAGGAGGGCAUUGAGGCAGCCUGGCAGGAGGAGAGUCACCUGAACAGGUAUAUGUGGAUCAACAAGCCCAGUAAGGUGCUCUCACCUGAAUACCUUUGGCAGGACUUCAAACCCAAAAAUCCCGAAGUUCACAUUAUCAGGUUCUCCGGAGUCGUCAAGAACUACGCUGAGAUCCGACCCAACACCUGAGAGUCUGAACGCAGGACCCAAGACCCCCCUCUUCACCUGACGGAGUCCCAAUCUUAACGACUAAAAGACCGGACGCCACAGAAUUCCAGACUACAGAAGCCCUUCCUGUUACACAGGCUCCGCCCCCUUUACAGACUCAGGACCGUGAACUUAACUUGCAUCACUUCUAAUUAGCAAAUGCAACGUUAGCUUUAUUUACUAAAACAAUUUUAAAUUAGUCGUUUAGCCUUUUUUCUUACUGAGCACUAUUUUCUUACUGAGUGCAUUGUGGGUGACACUAAGAUGACAGUUUAGUUUAUUAACUUGAUCCCCAUUAGCUGACGCCUUAGUAGCCGCUAAUCCUGCUGGGGUCUCCACACCUGAUGGUAGCAUUAGCAGGAUAACACGAAACACCCGGAGAACCAGAGCUGCAUCUUGUGUCUCUUCGCCUGAUCUUCACUGUCAGGCUUCAGGGUUUCUGCGAGUCCUUCACGUCGCAGAUUUAAUGCAGGAAAUUAGAAAAUGUAGACCUGAAAAUGCCUUAAAUAGUAUUUUAUAGGUCAUAAAAUGAAUGGAUGUUUUAAUUUCUUACUUUUUGGUUUAGCGGGGGAAAAGAACCCCAAUCAAAUUACAGGAAAAGUGUGUACUACUAUAAAAUGUAUGGGUUUUCAUGGUUUUUACAUCAGCUGUGUAAGUUUACAAGCAGAUUUAAAAAAUCUGAAAUGCAUAUAUACAUAUGUGUAUGGAUGUGUAUAUAAUAUAUGUAUGUGUGUAUGGAUGUGUA